Phytomonas sp. EM1 is the source of this 1245-nucleotide messenger RNA. The record is from the annotation of a GenBank genome assembly. NCBI's taxonomy places the organism in Eukaryota, Euglenozoa, Kinetoplastea, Trypanosomatida, Trypanosomatidae.
AUGCUUGUCAGUGCGCGCGCGCAGCUGUUAAGCCGUAGCGUCCGUGCUCCGCUCAUGCGGUCGAACAGGCUCGUGAUUGCGGCGCUCAUCGCCGGGCAGCAGACGCGCGGGUUCAACUGGGAUCCUCGACUGUGGGGGCAAACCGUGGAGUCGCGCGGCAGUAUCCCAAAACUUGAGGACGAGCUGCCAGAAAUCUUCGCGAGCCAGCCGGCGGAGUUUGACGACUAUAUCAGCCCAGAAAAGAGCACCUUUGAGCGUCUCGAGGACUUUUGGGAUUGGGCGGUGGGCUUUAUGCAGCCGGUGGAAAAGCAGAUUGACAUCAUGCGGAGUUUGCGCCACGAUGGGCUGUUUGGCUUCAACUCUUUUGAGAGCUGGGGACACGUACUUUUGUUCUAUGGAGCCAUUCUGCGUUUCCUGACAUUGGCGGCGUCUUUGUACAGCCACCGCAAUGCGCUGCGGAUGAAUCAAAUUGGCCCAAAACUUUCCGAAAUAACGAGUCAGCAGAACAAAGCCAGGAACGAUAGCACCCUUUCCACAGCUGAGAAGCGCAUAGUUAAGGAGGGUUAUAGCCGAUUGAAGAGUGCGUUAAUGAAGAAGCACAAGUGUUCGCAGUGGAAAACUUUCGCGACGAUGCUCACGGCACCGGUCACGAUGUCAGCCUUUCUGUCAGUCCGGCGGCUCGCUCUUUACGAGGAAGAUCUUCAAGCAGUUCCUUUCCUGUGGGUAACGGACCUCACCCUGCCUGACCCGACGUACGCCCUUCCCGCCGUCUGUGUUACCAUGUUUUUAGGAAACUUUGAGCUGAAUCAGCGCAUGCAGCGCGGCGGGCGAAGCUCGUCAAGCAUCUACAUUCGAUGGGGAAUGCGGGCUGGAGCGACUGUCGGAUUCUACUUUAUCGCCCAGCUGCCGGCGGCUAUGUUUGUCUACUGGAUUGGAUUGUCCAUGGUUGGAUUGCUGCAGCCCAUUCUACUGCGGUGGCAACCCUUCCGCAACUUUUUUGAUUUCCCGGAUCCACCGCAAGCUGCACGGCAGAGAAUUGUCUCAAAGAUUAAGGGGCCAACACUCUACGAGCGAUUUCUAGUCUCAAAGGAAGAAAAGCUGAGACGGGAGCGAGAACGUAGAGCACAACAUGAUCUCCUUAGCAAAAGGAAGUUCGAAACAAUUGAUGACUAUGAGGUGAUCUUUGAGCCAACCCCAGCAAAGCCUUCCUCAAAGCCAGUCUUUGGAUUUAAGCAAAAGAAAUGA